Messenger RNA from Pangasianodon hypophthalmus (striped catfish), 3559 nucleotides. RefSeq names its product intraflagellar transport 52 homolog (Chlamydomonas) (gene ift52). Gene Ontology annotation, cellular component: centriole; intraciliary transport particle B; cilium. The record is from RefSeq and is a predicted model, not a curated record. Lineage: Eukaryota; Metazoa; Chordata; Actinopteri; Siluriformes; Pangasiidae. The transcript has 15 exons. The coding region runs from base 827 to 2158 and encodes 443 amino acids. Gene Ontology annotation, biological process: intraciliary transport; cilium assembly.
AAGAUGCAUAAUUUAAUUGGGUAAUAAUUAAUAGGUCCAUAGUUUAAAAGAAAUACAUCAAUAUCAUUAGGCUUUUGUUUAAUGUCAGGGGUUGUAUAAAGGAAAAAUAAAUUGAUUUAGUUGAUGUUGUAAGUGAUGUCUAUUGUACAUAGGAAGUGACUGUUGCUGUUAUGCUUCAUAUGGGGGUUUUUCCGAAACUGUAUGGUGUGUUUCUGACUUUCAGCUCCAGGAAGAACCUCUGAGUCUCCUGAGGAUCACCGAGAUAUUUAGAAGAUGACUGUCACAUUUCAUAUUUGAAAGAAAAUAUGCACCGAAAUGAAAAUCUCAGCUUAUACCACAUUCCAUUUCAUUCUCUCUGUCCUUAUUCACUUUGGUGGGUCAGUGUUUUGUUUUUGUUUCAUAAAACAUAAACAUCAAGCUGAGAGAAGGUACGCCUUAAGUGAACUCGUAGUCUUGCUCAUACACUCUCACAAGAGCGGCCAUAUGUAAAGAUGGACAGUAUGUAUGUAAUUAUUAGUUGUAGGGGUGCCAAUAUUUUUUUUUUUGCAACCACCGAAAUUAUUUAAGAAACUUUCGGAUACUGGUUUUUAAAUAAAACUAUACAGCACCACUGCAUGUUUAAGCGCUUAUUUUUCCUUAAUGCAUAUAUAUAUUCAUAUUUUUACUGCUGAUAAUUCAAUGCUAACAAUGCUGCAGCAGUCGCUAUGGAGGAAGUCCCCAUGGUUACUGUUGUUUACCCAUAAUGCAUCACGGGCAGGCUAACAGCUCUGGGACAUGCUAAAUCUUGAGAAUUUAAUCUCUAGAAGAAACAGCCCUCAGCCACAAGAUGGAUAAAGAACAGCGGAAUAUUGUCGUUUUUAAUUCGUCUAAAAGAGAGCUGUUUACUGCCAACUCCGGCUACAAGAGUCUUCAGAAGAGACUGAGGGCGCAGUGGAAGAUUCAGGGCAUCAAAGAGGAGAUCACAGCCGAGAAACUGCACGGUGUGAAGCUGUGGAUCACCGCAGGUCCUCGAGAGAAGUUCACUGAAGCAGAGCUGCAAGUCCUGAAGCAGUAUCUGGACGGUGGCGGAAAUGUUCUCGCGAUGCUCGGAGAAGGCGGAGAAGUGAAAUACGACACUAACAUCAACUUCCUCCUGGAAGAGUUUGGUAUCAUGGUGAACAGCGAUGCUGUAGUGAGAAACGUUUACUACAAAUACUUCCAUCCCAAAGAGGCGCUCGUGUCCAACGGGAUUCUCAACAGAGAGAUCAGCCGAGCAGCCGGCAAAGUGGUAACGGGAGUCAUCGAUGAUGAAAGUCCAGGGAACAAUACGCACAGCAACAGAAACAUUACAAGGGCUCUGACGUUCGUGUACCCGUACGGAGCUACGCUGAGCGUUAUGAAGCCUGCAGUGGCGGUUCUGUCCACCGGUUCCGUGUGCUUCCCUCUCAACAGACCCGUUCUGGCCUUCUCAAAGGUCGAGAAGAAUGCAGGCAAGCUGGCAGUUCUGGGUUCAUGCCACAUGUUCAGCGAUCAAUACCUGGACAAGGAGGAGAACAGUAAAAUAAUGGAUGUUGUGUUCCAGUGGCUGACUACCGACAACAUUCACCUGAAUCAAAUAGAUGCCGAAGAUCCCGAGAUCGCAGACUACACCAUGUUACCAGACACAGGAUACCUGUCUGAGAGACUCCGAGUGUGUCUACAGGAAGGCGAGGAGAACCCACGCGACUUCACCUCCCUCUUCGACAUGUCUCUCUUUAGGCUGUCCACAGACUCCCUCCCGAGCGUUAUCAGGGCCUACAAGCAGCUGCAUGUCAAACACGAGCCGCUGCAGUUGAUUACGCCUCAGUUUGAAACGCCGCUGCCGCCUCUGCAGCCUGCAGUUUUCCAGCCAGCCUUUAGGGACCUGCCCCCACCGAUGCUCGACCUUUUUGACCUCGACGAGACAUUUUCUUCAGAGAAAGUGCGACUUGCUCAGCUGUCAAACAAAUGCACUGAUGAUGAUCUCGAGUUUUACGUGCGGAAAUGUGGAGACAUCUUAGGAGUCACGGGAAAGCUGGAUAAAGAAAAGCGAGACGCCAAGCACAUCCUCGAACACAUCUUCUUUCAGGUGGUGGAGUUUAAAAAGCUGAAUCAGGAGCAUGAUAUCGACACAGCACAGACGAGGUUUUCGCCAUGCUGAAGCAGGAAGUUAGGGGACGAUGGAGGGCCGAGGGUUGAACAGCAUUAUGUGUUUAAAUGUCUCAGGGUGAAACAGACUGAUCUGGGAACAGUUACUCCAUUAACGAAAUAUUUCAACACUAAUUAACAACAUUCACAGGUACCAAAUGUUAGUUUUGAAAACGAUUUCUACUUUCCUUUUUCGCUUUGUAAAAAAGUAAAUUGCAUUGUUGUGUUUUUUUUUUUUUUUUUUUUUUAAAUCAAACUACUACUGGAUUUGUAUUUAAUCAUUUAUCAUUAUUUUGUGCACACAUGUUUAAUAAUGAGAUGUUCACAGGGAAAGAAAACUCCAAAGGAGGAGUUAUAUCUGGAAAAUGUGUAGACAAUCUGGCACACAUUACAACAGGCAACGUGACAAUACUAUUGAUGUAAUUCUGGUAUCAUAUUAUCCCAGCUAACAUAAGUGCUGCUAUGACAAUAAUUCCAGUCACAAGUACAUAAUUGGUGAAAAUAAUCAUUUCACUUCCUUUUCCUUGUUUACUUAUUAGAUGAUUAACACUUCGGGAUAUGUGUUUAUUGGAAAAUAAGCACCGUGGGGGCACUAACAGUAACUCUGCCUCAUCACACCACACCAUCAUUGAUUAUUUUCCUUUAACAGCAUGUCCGGAAGUGUUUUAUUCCUCUCAUACAACAACAGUUACAGUUUCUGUUUAUUAAAGAACAUUUUGUAUGUUUCGUCCAUUUAUAAUUAAUGAAGCAAAUUAGUUAUCACAUCAUAGCAGCUAUAAACAACUGUUCCUUCACCAGCCUCUUUUUUUUUCCCCCUCCUCUCUUUCUUGACACCAAUAGGCUUAUAAGGGGGAAAAAAAAUUAAUAAAAUAAUCACAUAAAAAAAUGUCACACAACUGAGCAGGCGAUCUGUCAUGAAGACUAUCCUGUGGCGGAAAACUUAAAGGAACGGAUUUGCCUCAAAGCGCCGACACUGAUUCAGCUCUUCUUUGAUAAAAUCUUACACAAAAGCUUUACCAGAGAAACAUCUCUAUAUUUUUUUUGUUGUUGAAUCACUUUGUUUGAGCAUCCGCCAUACAAGCCCCUGUGAACGAGUUGUUGCUAUAGUGACGAUAACAUUAGAAAGAAUGCAUAAAUGUAAACCUUGCAGCCGGCACUAUUGUCAGAGCUGCUGUUAUAGAACAUGAAUCAACACCUUCUGACCAAUCAGAUAUGAGAAUUCAACAGUACAGUGAUAUAAAUUAGAUUUCUAUAACACGACACUACUCUUUUGCUGGUCUUGCAGAUGUGUAUUGUGAUCAUCUCCAGGUUUGCACCCAUCCUUGGAGAGCUUUGAGCAGGCUGUCUAUGAUUUUAACUUGCUAUACUGCAGUGUUUAGAAAAUGUUAUUUUGAAUAAAGCGUUUUCUACAGUU